Messenger RNA from Zychaea mexicana, 459 nucleotides. RefSeq lists its product as uncharacterized. The coding region runs from base 1 to 459 and encodes 152 amino acids. The transcript has a single exon. The record is from RefSeq and is a predicted model, not a curated record. NCBI's taxonomy places the organism in Eukaryota, Fungi, Mucoromycota, Mucoromycetes, Mucorales, Lichtheimiaceae.
AUGCAAACAACAACAAAAAAGGACGAAGCCUCUUCGGUGAUCAAGUUCGGCCAUAACGUUAUAAGUAAGCUUCAAGAGGCCAUUGCAUCUGUGCCCGAAAUUGUACGAGCACCUUCGAACACAGAAUCUUGGCAAGAAAAGCAAGGCAUGAGUAAGCUUUGGAAGCAAAAGUUAGAGCGCGCAGAGGCGUGGAUGGAAGAGCAGCAACGACUUCUAGGCAGAAUUGCCAAUGGAUCAGCUUCCAUUGAUCCUGAUAUGUUGUCCAGAGGUGCGUCAGUAGUGGUACGAGGUGUUCAGCAGGAUGGCGAAGAAGAUGACGAUGACGAAGAAGGUGGACAGGAGACGGAAGAAUUAGCGCCUGACAUAGAGGCAGAGAAUGACGACGACGACGAGGAGUUGAUCGACGAUAAUGACGACAUGUUCAUGAACAUGUUUCCUGUGGAUGAAAUCCCGGUAUAG